This is a messenger RNA of Mustela lutreola (European mink), 436 nucleotides long. Its product is annotated as histone H4. Gene Ontology annotation, biological process: nucleosome assembly. Bases 64 to 375 code for a protein of 103 amino acids. The transcript has a single exon. Gene Ontology annotation, cellular component: nucleosome. NCBI's taxonomy places the organism in Eukaryota, Metazoa, Chordata, Mammalia, Carnivora, Mustelidae. Gene Ontology annotation, molecular function: structural constituent of chromatin; protein heterodimerization activity; DNA binding. The record is from RefSeq and is a predicted model, not a curated record.
UUGGCGCUGACGGAGGCGAAGGGCCAUCGCUGUGUGGAACUCGCACAGAGCUUUUAGGUCGAUAUGUCUGGUCGCGGCAAGGGCGGGAAGGGCCUGGGCAAGGGCGGCGCCAAGCGCCACCGCAAGGUGCUGCGCGACAACAUCCAGGGCAUCACCAAGCCCGCCAUCCGGCGGCUGGCCCGGCGCGGCGGCGUCAAGCGCAUCUCCGGCCUCAUCUACGAGGAGACCCGCGGGGUGCUCAAGGUGUUCCUGGAGAACGUGAUCCGCGACGCCGUCACCUACACGGAGCACGCCAAGCGCAAGACGGUCACGGCCAUGGACGUGGUCUACGCGCUCAAGCGCCAAGGCCGCACUCUCUAUGGCUUCGGCGGUUAAAAUUUUCCCCGGUUUCAUUUAUUCCUCAAAUCUCUCUAAAGGCCCUUUUCAGGGCCGCCCA